GCCGCCCGCCGCGCAUGCGCGCUGGGCGGCGCCGGGCCCUAGCGGCGGAGGCAAGAUGGCGGCGGUGGUACAGAAUGUGGUCAAGCUGCUGGGGGAGCAGUACUACCGGGAUGCCAUGGAGCAGUGCCACAACUACAACGCACGGCUCUGCGCCGAGCGCAGCGUCCGCCUCCCCUUCCUCGACUCCCAAACCGGUGUCGCCCAGAGCAACUGCUACAUCUGGAUGGAGAAGCGGCACCGUGGGCCCGGUUUAGCCGCUGGGCAGCUCUACUCCUACCCCGCACGGCGCUGGAGGAAGAAACGCCGCGCUCACCCGCCGGAGGACCCGCGCCUCUCCUUCCCCUCCAUCAAACCAGACACAGAGCAGAGCCUGAAGAAGGACGGGCUCCUGGCCCAGGAUGGCAGCAGCCUGGAGGCGCUGCUCCGCACGGAGCCGCUGGAGAAGCGGAGCAUCCCGGACCCGCGCCUGGAUGACGACAGCCUGGGCGAGUUCCCGGUCACCAACAGCCGCGCGCGGAAGCGGAUCCUGGAGCCGGAUGAUUUCCUGGAUGAUUUGGAUGAUGAAGACUAUGAGGAGGAUACGCCGAAGCGACGAGGGAAGGGGAAGGCCAAGGGCAAAGGCGUCAGUGGGGCUCGGAAGAAGCUGGAUGCAGCAAUCUUGGAAGACCGGGAUAAACCCUACGCUUGCGACAAUAGUUACAAACAAAAGCAUUCCUUGAAACCUCCCGACCGAGUCUGUGGGAAGCGGUACAAGAACCGGCCGGGAUUGAGCUACCACUACGCUCAUUCCCACCUGGCUGAGGAGGAAGGUGACGACAAGGACGAUUCCCAACCCCCGACUCCCGUUUCCCAGCGAUCCGAGGAGCAGAAAUCUAAAAAGGGUCCGGAUGGGUUGGCCCUGCCCAACAACUACUGCGACUUCUGCUUGGGGGAUUCCAAGAUCAACAAGAAAACGGGACAACCGGAGGAGCUGGUGUCGUGCUCCGACUGUGGGCGCUCAGGACACCCAUCCUGCCUCCAGUUCACACCAGUGAUGAUGGCAGCCGUCAAGACCUAUCGCUGGCAGUGCAUCGAGUGCAAGUGCUGCAACAUCUGUGGGACCUCUGAGAACGAUGAUCAGCUGCUGUUCUGCGACGACUGCGACCGCGGGUACCACAUGUACUGCCUGACCCCCCCCAUGUCGGAGCCUCCCGAGGGGAGCUGGAGCUGCCACUUGUGUCUGGAUCUGCUGAAGGAAAAAGCCUCCAUCUACCAGAACCAGAACAAUUCCUGAUCCCGCUCCGUUGGGAUGCGCUUCCCGAUGCCCCCGUUCCACACGAUUCCCUCUUGGUUUGGGGUCUUCCCUCUUUCAUUUCCCCCCUUUCCCACCCCCCUCUUUUUUAAACCUUCCCUUUGGUUUUCCAUUGAUUUGGAUUUCUUCCUCUCAGUCCCUUGGGAAGAGGCUUGGGAUUGAUGGGAUUUUGCCCCAUGAGGCUUUAUCUCCCCCCUCACAACCACGUAGGACACGACCCAUGGUGACAUCCCACCAUCCUUAUGGAUCCCAUUGCUGCACAUGGCACAGGGCCGCCUUUCCCAUUGCCAUUCCCGGCUUUCCAGCCCCAUCCCUGCCCUGCAGCGUUCCAGACCCUUCCCGUCCCCCUUUUCCUUAGGGACACAUCAGGUCCCUGCACAUGCAGGGCUGGGGGUGGGGGGUGGGGCUGUUUGUGCAGUUUUGGGCUUUUUGGUUCAUUUUGAGGCUUUUUUGUGCAGU
This is a messenger RNA of Neopsephotus bourkii (Bourke's parrot), 1750 nucleotides long. It is a transcript of the gene DPF2, whose product is annotated as double PHD fingers 2. The coding region runs from base 56 to 1273 and encodes 405 amino acids. The transcript is spliced from 12 exons. Gene Ontology annotation, biological process: nervous system development. NCBI's taxonomy places the organism in Eukaryota, Metazoa, Chordata, Aves, Psittaciformes, Psittacidae. The record is from RefSeq and is a predicted model, not a curated record. Gene Ontology annotation, cellular component: nBAF complex.